AUGAGCGCAGCCACCCACUCGCCCAUGGUGCAGAUGGCGUCCGGCAACGGCGCCGGCGACCGCGACCCCCUGCCUCCCGGCUGGGAGAUCAAGAUCGACCCGCAGACCGGCUGGCCCUUCUUCGUGGACCACAACAACCGCACCACGACGUGGAACGACCCGCGCGUGCCCCCCGAGGGCCCCAAGGAAACCGCAUCCUCUGCAAAUGGGCCAUCACGGGAGGGCCCCAGGCCGCUGCCCACCAGGGAAGGUCACGCCGUGUACCCCCAGCUCCGGCCAGGCUACAUUCCCAUCCCCGUCCUCCAUGAAGGCGCCCCGAGCCGGCCGUACCCUGUCUUCGCCUACUCCCAGCCCGGGACGCAACGCUUCCAAACCGAGGUGGCUGCAGCGGCUCCCCCGAGGUCCCAGUCACCCCUGCGGGGUGUGGCGGAAGCCAGCCAGCCAGAUAAACCAAGUGCACCGGCGGCAGCUGCUGCGGCAGCCCAGCCCCCAGCCUCCCAUGGACCCGAGCGGUCCCAGUCUCCAGCGGCCUCGGACUGCUCCUCGUCCUCCUCUUCAGCCAGCCUGCCCACCUCCUCUGGUAGGAGCAGCCUGGGCGGUCACCAGCUCCCCCGGGGCUACAUUUCCAUCCCUGUGAUACACGAGCAGAACGUCACCCGGCCGGCAGCCCAGCCAUCCUUCCACCAAGCCCAGAAGACACACUAUCCCGCUCAGCAGGGCGAAUACCAGACGCACCAGCCCGUGUACCACAAGAUCCAGGGGGAUGACUGGGAGCCCCGGACCACGUGGACCGCGUCCCCCUUCCGGCCUCCCGUCCGGGGUGCGUCCAGCCGGGAGGGCUCUCCCGCCAGAAGCAGCACGCCAGUGCCGCCCCCGCCGUCUCUGCGUGUGCAGACUGCGGUCGACAGGCCUCAGCCCAUGACCCAUCGAGAACCUUCGCCUGUUCCUCAGCCUGAAAACAAGCCAGAAAGCAGGCCGGGCCCAACUGGACCAGAUCUCCCUCCCGGACACAUCCCGAUCCAAGUGAUCCGAAAGGAGGUGGAUGCUCAACCUGUUCCGCAGAAGCCCCCGCCUCCCUCUGAGAAGGUGGAAAUAAAGGUUCCUUCCGCUGCAGUGCCUUGUCCUCCUAGCCCCGCCCCUCCUACCAUCCCCUCUGCCGUCCCCUCUGCCGUCCCUUCUGCUGUCCCCUCUUCCCCCAAGAAUGUGGCUGCAGAAGAGAGAGCAGCCCCCAGUCCUGCCCCUGCAGAAGCUGCACCCCCCAAACCAGGAGAAGCUGAAGUGCCCCCAAAGCAUCCAGGUGUGCUGAAAGUAGAAGCCAUCCUGGAGAAAGUGCAAGGGCUGGAACAGGCUGUGGACAACUUUGAAGGCAAGAAGACAGACAAAAAGUACCUGAUGAUAGAAGAGUAUCUGACCAAAGAGCUACUAGCCCUGGAUUCGGUAGACCCAGAAGGACGAGCUGAUGUCCGCCAGGCCAGGAGAGAUGGGGUCAGGAAGGUUCAGACCAUCUUGGAAAAACUUGAACAGAAAGCAAUAGAUGUCCCAGGUCAAGUCCAGGUUUACGAACUCCAGCCCAGCUCCCUUGAGACCGAUCAGCCGCUACAGGAGAUCAUGGAGAUGGCCGCAGACAAGAGCAAGAAGAGUGCUGGAGACAGAGAAGACCCCAAAACCGAAACCCAGCCGCCAGAAGCCAAAGAAGAAGCAACUCCAAACCCCAGCAGCACGACAGACACAACUGCUAAGCCGGCAGCACCGUAG
This is a messenger RNA of Rangifer tarandus platyrhynchus (Svalbard reindeer), 1755 nucleotides long. The record is from the annotation of a GenBank genome assembly. Lineage: Eukaryota; Metazoa; Chordata; Mammalia; Artiodactyla; Cervidae.